AUGCGAACAAAGCCAAACCAACCUUCCAUCACCCUACAAACAACAGCCCAAGUCAAAAUGCCAGAGCUAACACUAAACAUACCAUUCCAAACCGCAAAACAAGCAACCAUAGCCAAAAACUCCCUUAAACCGGACCCCGUAUUGAAAACAAGCGAAUUAAAGAUUGAUUAUGAAGCAGAAGAAAAUAUUCUUCGAUGCAUAUUUUCAGGAAUUAGUGAUAGAGUGAUACGAGUGUCAAUAAGUAAUGUAUUGGAUAAUCUCAAAACUGUUAUUGAAUGUAUUGAUGAAUUUGAAGGUAAGAAAGACAGUCUAUGGGAAUUAGACGAAGUUCAAAUGAAUGGAUAA
Lodderomyces orthopsilosis Co 90-125 is the source of this 345-nucleotide messenger RNA. Its product is annotated as chromatin DNA-binding EKC/KEOPS complex subunit. The transcript has a single exon. The record is from RefSeq and is a predicted model, not a curated record. Gene Ontology annotation, cellular component: EKC/KEOPS complex. The coding region runs from base 1 to 345 and encodes 114 amino acids. NCBI's taxonomy places the organism in Eukaryota, Fungi, Ascomycota, Pichiomycetes, Serinales, Debaryomycetaceae.